Molecule: messenger RNA, 881 nt
Organism: Lasiosphaeria miniovina
Lineage: Eukaryota; Fungi; Ascomycota; Sordariomycetes; Sordariales; Lasiosphaeriaceae
Exons: 2
Coding region: 139-594 (151 amino acids)
Source: RefSeq, a predicted model, not a curated record
GGCCGAUAUAAAUAACGCGAGCAGCACCAAGCAUUGAGCGACGAAGAAAUUCCCUAUAAAGAGUUCAACCCUUUCUUCCACUUUUACCUGUCUUCGCGAUUGUAUCAAAGCCACCAAUACGCUGUUCUUCACGCGAAAAUGGCGACUCCGCAACGACUCGAGACGGUACGGCGCCUGCAGCUGGCCAUGGCGACGUCCUACAGCGCCAUGGGCGCGUGGUGCCUCGUCCACCCGUCGUCGGUGAUGGCGCUGGGGUUCACGCCGGCGUACGCGGCGCUGUGCAACACGACGACGGCGCUGCUGAUGCGCUGCUUCGGCGCGCAGGCCAUGACGUGCGGGCUCGUGCUAGGCACCAGCACUAUGACGCCACUCAGCUUUACCGCUUUUGGCUUGGCUAUGAUACCCUACGUCGGCUGGAACUUUUGGUUUAGCGCUGUUGGCCCUGCUGCUGGUGUUAUUUCGGGCCUGAUGUGGAUGGAUUUUGCUGGGAAUCUGUUCUUUGGUCUGGGGUCGCUGUACUGUGCGAGGCUGUUGAGAGAGCAGCAGCAGGAGGACGGUGCGAGGUUGCAGGGUGCAAAGGAGAAGGGGCUGUGAGCGAGGGAGUCUGGGAGGUUGGACUUAUUGAUGGUGAAGUUUUGUCUGUGUUUAGAUAUGGAUACCAAAAUCGUAGGACGGAUGGCUGAUACGGAGCUUUGCUUUACAGAUUUGUGUACAUUUACUACAUGUACAUUUACUACAUGUACAUGCACACGGAAUCCUUUUUCGGUUCCAGCCCAGCGACCAGAGGCCUGGAGAACUGGUUACAACACCUGAUUGGCGGGUUUUGAGAGACAAUUAAAAUUAAAACACAAAUCUACAGGGCAGGCCCCAAGUCUCACCCA